CUCACGAAGAGAGCAAUCACGAAGUCACGAGGCUGUACAACCAAGCUAUCAAAACCUUCCACGCUCCUUAACACUUCUAUUCUUCGCUUCCGGGCCAUGUCCUUGAGAUAAUAAUCGACUCUUUGCGACAGUACACCACAUCUAGUCCGCCUUACGAUCUGAUAUGUGUACCUGAGGUUUUCGAUUACCUACGCAAUAAUGGGAGCUUGCGCAUCAUGUUUGGGAAGGGGCAAUGGUAAUAACUACGAUGAGGAGGAAGAGAACCGCCUUCUUUACGAUGAUGCCAAUGGUAUGCAAUACGGUAGCUUCGGAGACCAAGCUAUAAACGGCGAGAACGAUACGCUCGAAGCUCAGCGAGAGAACGAGGCCCUUCAACGAGUAAUAGCCAAGACAUCAGACAAUAUGGUGGACAUCUUUGAUAUCGCUCCGCAAGAGAACACAAAUCGUGGAGCAACGACACCUUUCGCCUACGCUGGUCAAGGUGCACGCCUUGCACGAUACCAACAUCUCGUAUCAAAACUUAGCAACCAGGGUGACAAUAACCCUGCGAGCGGUGUCAAAGUCGACUGGCUUCCAGAAGACGAGACCAUAGAGAUGCAAAAGAAUGGUCCAGCUAGCAUCAAGACUCUCGAGAGCGAUGAGGGACCUCUUGUGGGGACCUUUGCAGAUGCUGCGGCGGCAAUGCAGUAAUGACGGCUUUCGUUGAACAGAGGAAGCACCCUUCGUUUGCCUAACAAUGCGGAAGAGAAAGCUGAAAGCCCCCAGAGUGGGCAGUCAGCAAUUGCGACAUGAAACUGUAAUGCAAUAUUCGCGAUACACGACUGAUGACGAUACACACAGUACGUUUUGGUGUUCAAGACCGCUGCGAUUGCCCCGAUCUAAAUCAUCAACCCCCUGGUGGCUCAAAUUGGAUGAGGUUCAUCUCGGU
This is a messenger RNA of Fusarium oxysporum Fo47, 928 nucleotides long. Its product is annotated as LAMTOR domain-containing protein. Gene Ontology annotation, cellular component: Ragulator complex; membrane raft; late endosome membrane. NCBI's taxonomy places the organism in Eukaryota, Fungi, Ascomycota, Sordariomycetes, Hypocreales, Nectriaceae. Gene Ontology annotation, biological process: positive regulation of MAPK cascade; positive regulation of TOR signaling; cholesterol homeostasis. The transcript is spliced from 3 exons. Bases 199 to 690 code for a protein of 163 amino acids. The record is from RefSeq and is a predicted model, not a curated record.